AGCAUAAAUUCUCCUUCUGAUUUGCAAUUCCUACCACCAAACGAGAGAAUUAGAGCAGAGUGGGGAGAAAAAUGAAACAAACCAUGAUAAGCAAUAAUAAACCCUUGAGGAAGACAAGAACUUUUCUCCUUAAGAGGUCAGAAUCAAUGCAGCAACCCACAGAAUUUGUCCCUAGAAAGUCUCCUGUGGUCGAAUUCCCCACCUCUCCUCAACUGAUAUUUGGGGAGGAGAUGCUUCACUUCGGUCACCCACAGCAUCCUCUGUCCCAAGUUAACCUACCUGACCUUUUCACCUGUGCUGGCUGCAAAGAGUAUGGUGCAGGCAAGAGGUUCGUCUGCCAGCAAUGUAACUUUCAGCUACAUGAUUUUUGUGCCUUGGCUCCUCCUGCUCUAAAUAGCCACCCCUUUCACUUCCAACACCAACUUGUUUUGUAUUCUAAAUCAGUCAAAGGAGGAAUUGCACAAUCGAAGUGUGAUGUUUGCCACAAGCCCGCCAAAGGCUAUGCUUUCAGAUGCAGCACAUGUAGCUUCCAGAUGCAUCCUUGCUGUGCUAUGCUGUCUUCAGAAAUCAACUUGCAAACCCAUCCUCAUACCCUCAGGCUUUUGCCAGCAACGUCAUCAUCAAACGGCGACCCUAAUAGUAGCAGUAGUUUUGUUUGUGGAGAAUGUAGAAGGAAGAGGUCAGGGAGAGUGUACCACUGCACCGUCUGCAAUUACCAUGUUCAUGCAGUUUGUGCUAAGGACAUGAUCAAUGGGCUUCAUGACAAUGGCCACAAAGGCCGAGAAAAGCCAAGUGUGUUCGGGGCUGCUGCUCGCCUUGCAUCCCAAGUCGUCAUUGAAUUCAUCGGCGGCCUCAUGGAGGGGCUUGGGGAAGGAGUUGCUGAAGCCUUUGUUGAAAAUAUUGCCAGAUCAGGAAGAGCCAAUGGCAGAUCCAACAACAACUGAGUGGAACUACAUGCUUCAGUUCACCACCCUAUAAUAUUAUAAUGAAGAAUGGCAUGCACGAUAAUAUUGAUGAAGCCCUGGACUGUGGAGUCUAUAUAAAUGAAUUAAUUAUUAUUACCACAUAUGUUUAUUAUGAUUGAUUAAUAUCACUGUAAACAGCUGAUGGGCUCAGAUAUAUAUAUGUGUGUGUGUGCGCGUGCGCG
Messenger RNA from Prunus mume (Japanese apricot), 1147 nucleotides. Its product is annotated as Cysteine/Histidine-rich C1 domain family protein. NCBI's taxonomy places the organism in Eukaryota, Viridiplantae, Streptophyta, Magnoliopsida, Rosales, Rosaceae. The record is from RefSeq and is a predicted model, not a curated record.